Messenger RNA from Drosophila ananassae, 2243 nucleotides. RefSeq names its product xenotropic and polytropic retrovirus receptor 1 (gene PXo). Gene Ontology annotation, biological process: cellular response to phosphate starvation; phosphate ion transport. Gene Ontology annotation, cellular component: plasma membrane; cytoplasm; Golgi apparatus. The transcript has 6 exons. NCBI's taxonomy places the organism in Eukaryota, Metazoa, Arthropoda, Insecta, Diptera, Drosophilidae. Gene Ontology annotation, molecular function: inositol hexakisphosphate binding. The record is from RefSeq and is a predicted model, not a curated record. The coding region runs from base 133 to 2151 and encodes 672 amino acids.
GAACUUUCGCUGGCUGGCGGUGGCCCAGUUGUUAUGUUUACGUGAAAACGUGCGUUUGAGCGACCACAUCCUCGCCGUUCAGCCGGACGCGGAUGCAGUUCAGCCAGUUGUGAGUCCCUCCCAGCCCUCAAAAUGAAGUUCGCCGAGCAUCUAACGGCCCACAUAACGCCCGAGUGGCGAAAGCAGUACAUUAACUAUGAGGAAAUGAAGGCCAUGUUGUAUGCUGCCAUCGAACAAUCCCCAUCCGCUGAACUCGUAGAGCGGGAAAUGGUCACGCGAUACUUUGCCAAGUUCGACGAGGAAUUUUUCCACUACUGCGACAAAGAGCUGGCCAAGAUCAACACAUUCUACUCGGAGAAAAUGGCCGAGGCCACUCGCAAGUAUGGCAGCCUGCGCAGCGAACUGACCGAGGCCCUGGAAAUGGGUCAUCCGAAGAAACAGCCGGCAUGGAAGCGGCGGACUCCGCUGGGCAAGAAGAACGUUCCGGCCCGAAAGAUUCAGGAUCUCAAGUUGGCAUUUAGUGAAUUUUAUCUGGGACUUAUACUGCUACAGAACUAUCAGAAUCUCAACUUCACGGGUUUCCGGAAGAUACUUAAGAAACACGACAAGCUGCUGAGCGUGGAUUACGGUGCCCGGUGGCGCAUGGAUCACGUGGAGGCGGCCCAUUUCUAUACCAACAAGGACAUCGACCGGCUGAUUCAGGAAACCGAACAGGCCGUCACGCAGGACAUCGAAGGCGGGGAUCGUCAGAGGGCCAUGAAACGCCUGAGGGUGCCGCCAUUGGGGGAGCAACAGAGUCCUUGGACCACCUUUAAAGUGGGCCUCUUCUCCGGCGCCUUCGUCGUGCUCUUCAUUACGGUUGUGAUUGCGGCCAUGUUUUACGGAUUCGGUGAGAACUGGCGGGCUGGUAUGCGAAUGUUCCGGGCCCCCUUCCUGAUCAUCGAAUGCCUGUUCCUCUGGGGCGUCAAUGUCUACGGAUGGCGAUCGUCGGGCGUGAACCACGUCCUCAUCUUCGAGCUAGAUCCUCGCAACCAUCUCUCCGAGCAGAACAUCAUGGAAGUGGCCUCGGUGUUUGGCGUGAUUUGGGCCUGCUGUGUCCUGAGCUAUAUAUUCUGCGAUCCUCUCGGUAUUCCACAGUAUGCGGCUCCCUUGUGCCUGUAUACACUGAUGGCUGCAUUUCUAUUGAAUCCCACCAAGACCUUUCACCACGAAGCCCGGUAUUGGGCAUUGAGGGUCCUCAUCCGGGUGAUCAUGGCUCCGUUCUGCUUUGUCAACUUUGCCGAUUUCUGGCUGGCGGAUCAGCUGAACAGUAUGGUGCCUGCCUUUCUGGACAUACCGUUCUUGAUAUGCUUUUUUGGCAAGAGUCCAACGUGGCACAAGGCCGGAAAGGCUGCCAGCCAUUGUGUCGAAUACGUGUCCUUGCUGCAUCCAAUUGUGGCCAUCUUGCCCGCCUACUUCCGGUUCGCCCAGUGCAUUCGUCGAUACCGCGACACAAAGGAGUCAUUUCCGCAUCUGGUCAACGCAGCGAAGUAUGCAACAUCAUUCUUUGUGGUCAUAUUCGCCCACAAAUACCACACGACCACGGAUACCUAUCCGCUGUCGAAGGAGAAUCCCUGGUUCUAUUGCUGGAUAACGGCGGCCAUCUUUUCGUCCUGUUACGCCUACACAUGGGACAUUAAAAUGGACUGGGGUCUCUUCGACUCGAAGGCGGGCGACAAUCGAUUCUUGCGUGAGGAAAUCGUUUAUUCAUCGACGUGGUUCUACUACUUUGGCAUAAUUGAGGACUUGAUACUGCGCUUCAGCUGGACCUUGUCCAUGAGCCUAAUUGAAGCUGGCUACAUCGAAGGCGACGUAAUGAUGACCAUUCUCAGUCCCCUGGAGGUUUUCCGUCGAUUUAUCUGGAAUUAUUUCCGAUUGGAGAACGAGCACCUCAACAAUGUUGGUAAAUUCAGGGCGGUGCGUGAUAUAUCAGUGGCUCCAAUGGAUUGCUCAGAUCAGACCACAAUUCUACGGAUGAUGGAUGAAUCGGAUGGCGUGGUGAACCGACGACGCGGCAAGGCCGCUGGCGGCAAAUCCGCAAACAAGAAAAACAAACAGGAGCAGCAGCGGCUACUCCUCCAGGGAGAGUCCAUCGAGGACCUGUGCGCCUAGCACGGAAAUCCAAUUAAAAUAUUCUGUAAAUGGCACAAAUUCUUAAAAAAACUUAAAGUAAAAAAAUAAAGCACUGCAGUUGCAUUUUGAAA